Messenger RNA from Aedes aegypti (yellow fever mosquito), 3507 nucleotides. Its product is annotated as longitudinals lacking protein, isoforms A/B/D/L. The record is from RefSeq and is a predicted model, not a curated record. Lineage: Eukaryota; Metazoa; Arthropoda; Insecta; Diptera; Culicidae. The transcript is spliced from 8 exons. Gene Ontology annotation, biological process: regulation of transcription by RNA polymerase II. Gene Ontology annotation, molecular function: protein binding. Gene Ontology annotation, cellular component: nucleus. The coding region runs from base 188 to 1768 and encodes 526 amino acids.
AGAGUAGAAGUGGGUUCUUCUAGUCGGUCGUCGUCAUUGCUUGCUUAAAGUGAGUCGGUGAAGAGAACCAAGUGGACGCCAUUGUGGAAAUUUCGAAGAAUUUCGAGUGAAAAUUAGUAUUAAUUGUGUGAUAUUAAAUGAAGACUGUGCUAAUUAAGAAUCAACGCAAAUAAUCAGUAACCCAAAAAUGGAUGAUGAUCAACAGUUCUGUCUUCGAUGGAACAAUCACCAGAGCACACUAAUCUCCGUGUUCGACACACUUUUGGAGAAUGGAACGUUAGUUGAUUGCACAUUGGCAGCUGAAGGAAAAUUUCUGAAAGCACACAAAGUUGUUCUCUCGGCUUGUAGCCCGUAUUUUGCGGCGCUACUCUCACAACAAUACGAUAAACACCCAAUUUUCAUACUCAAAGAUGUGAAAUUUCAAGAAUUACGCGCCAUGAUGGACUACAUGUAUCGUGGCGAAGUAAACAUCUCACAAGAUCAGCUUGCUGCUCUUCUGAAAGCGGCUGAGUCCUUGCAAAUCAAAGGACUUUCGGACAAUCGGAGUACAUCUGCUGCGCCAUCACAACAAAAGCAGGCACAAAACGAAGCCUCGUCGACAAAAUCGCUUCUGACACCAGUGGUACCUGCAAACAAGGCUUCAGGUUUAACGAUUGAAAAUAAAAGGCCAUUGAAGCAGGAUAUUCUUGACACAGAUGUAUCUGGGUCACGGGAAGGCUCUGUCAGUCCUACGUUACGGAAGCGUAAAAAAAUUCGUCGAAGAAGUGUCGACAACAAUAAUGUAAUAGAUAAUCAUGACCAGCAUUCAAAUUCCUCAUCACAUUCUAUGCACACAUCUUUGCAACCUCAAACACAGACGUCGCCAGUUGUAGUCGGUGUACCGGCAAACAACAACGUUGCUACCUCCAUCGUACCAUCAGCGCCAACUCCCUCAAAUAGUUCGAAUAUAUUAUCCACAUCAGCCGUUGCAGUGGCGGCCGCUGCUUCUGUCAAAAAGACUGAUUCCGUUCAGCAGCAGCAAGUCGCAGAUGCUUUGAAGUUACAGCUAGUAAAGCAUCAAAGUCAACAACAGCACCUGCAACAAACUCAGCAGACGGAUGAUGAAGAACGGAGCAGUGCAGAACAUGCUGAAGCACAUGAUGAUCAAGAUUCGGACAACGACACGGAUGAUUCCCAACGUCCUGUACAGGGAGUGACAGGGUUGGUUGAAAGUCAAGACAAAACAAUCAAUCAAUCCGAACUAAUGAUUGAACCAAAAAACGAGUAUGACGAUGGUCAAGAUGAGAAUGUUGAAGAUUUAACUCUUGAUGAGGAAGAAUUGCUGGAUGAUUUGGAUCAAGCAGGACCCAGUCAUGGUGGUGAAGGCUCUAGUCAAAGUUAUGCCCAAUGGCAAAUGGAUCGAGAACAAAACGAAGCAUUUAUGGCUGCUCAGGACGCUGUCGGUGGACAACACCGAGAUGCACAAGAUCUUACAAUUGCAAACGCCCGGUGCAGGGAUGGAAGGCGUCUGCUUCAGUUUAACGAUCUGUUAUAUAACAUUAAAUUUUCCGAUCUGUCCAAAUUUAUAAAUCCUGAUGGUCGAUAUCAGUGUCCGAGGCGCUCCUGCAAUAAAAACUAUAAAGACGCCAGUUCCUUGCAGCGUCAUAUCAGAUAUGAGUGCGGUGGCAUGAAGAAAUUCCGAUGUGUUAUGUGCGGCAAGGCCUUUUCACAAGGAUCUCACCUUAAACGACAUCUUGAGUCAGGAGUCUGUAUCAAAUAUUACUUUUAACAAAAUGAUAAAAUAAACGGGGAUUAGCGCCUUCAGUUGAUGGACGAAAUUUAUAGGUGAUAUGUUCCUUUUAUACCAUCGCUUCCCAUCAUAUUGAAACAAACGAAGAAAGCUCAAAGUAGUAUGGUUUGCGAUUCAUGUUAAAUACGCCUUUGCCAGCUAGUACAUGGUAUUUCUAUGAUUGGCACUAGGUUACUUUCGAUCAAAUUUAUCGAAUUUGCUCAUAUAUGAUCAAAACAACAAAAAACAUUAGUGACUAUAAUAAAACGAGCUGUCUAACAGUAAACCAGUACACUGUGGUUUUGUGACAAUUGAAUACGUGUAUUGCAAAUACGGCAAUCUAAAGUUUAAUCACCUUUUCUACCUUGCACACGCACGCAUAUGGAUUGUUUUCAUACGGAAACCGUUUCCGUAUGAAAACAACAAACAAAGAAUCCUAUUUGAUCGAUUUGAUCUUGUUGCUGGAAAGAGAAUACUGCGAGAGCUUUCAUCCUCGUGGAAAAGGUCAUCGAAAAAUGUCUUCCUGGUGACCAACUACUAUCGGUUGGUCAUAUUUGCUGAUAUGUUCCGCAUGGGAUAGCGUUAUAAGCAUUUCAAUUUUUCUAAAAUUUUGACACUUAACAGCACUGUUCAAUACUUGAAUCAUCCUAAGCAAAUUGUGUAUUCAUUCUUUGUGUUUGUUGAGAAUGAUGUGGAAGCGUGUAAUAUAGGAGUCGUUAUUCAAUAUAUCACGAGUCGUUCGUAACAAAAGGUGAAGAAAUAUUGUAGGGUGCCGGUACCAAUGGUUGUAAUGCACCAGUAGAUUGGACUAUGGAACAAAUCGUACAUUUUUCGAUAAAAACGACAUGUGCUAUUUUUGGAGGAAAGAUCGUCUCUAGUUUAGUCGAUUUGCCAAAUUUCAGCUUUUUAUUUUAUCAAAAAGUCAUAUAAAUAAUUAACUUUAUGCAAAAAAUUUGCUCCCUUGCACCAGUAGUUGCCGUCGUGUUCCAGUAGUGGAUCAACGGAUGGAAGCAGUUUUUAAAAUGGAUGUAUAAAAAUAAAGAAAAGCCCUAGAGAUGAUCUUUAUGCAUCAUUCGAAAGAUAUUAGUUGCUGUUCCGAGGGAAAAAUGUUAAACCUAUGUAAAAAUUUACCAUUUUGUUUAAAAUCCCUUGUAUCAUUCCCGAACGUCUACUACUGGAGCACUAGCGCAACUACUGGAACACGUGUACCAAUAGUGGCUCAAGCGAUUUUAUGUUAAAAAAAUAGUUUUAUCACUCUUUUUAUAUUUUUCUCAUAUAGUAGAGUUUGAAAUCUUUCUGUUGGCGCCAAAAGAUCUCUGUUAAGGCUUUUCGUUAUUUUGUUAUGAUUUUUUAUAGCUUAGGUAGUCCACUAAUGGCACCGGCACCCUAUCUUCUGUACAUUUUUAUUAGUCAACUUCGAACAAAUUGCAUGAAGAUUCAAGAUCAAAUAUGGUGUACCAAAUAUCUAUCAUUGAAAUAACUGUAGAUAAAAUGUAAAUAAAUUGUUUUAUAGCAUAUUUAACGUCAAACAAUAUCGUUGAUAUUUGAUGGUUUUGUAUGAUACUUUGUUUUGUUUUAAUAAUAUUUAUAUACGAAAAAGAGGAAAGUUGUUUUCUAUUAUAGACACUGUGAAUUCUUUAGAGAAGCAAAGACGAACUAGAGUGUUUAUAUUUUAUUGUUUUAUAUUAUGAACUGUAAUGAGGAAAAAGAUGUAGAUAAUAAUAAAUCAUUCAACAAAA